Arabidopsis arenosa is the source of this 1412-nucleotide messenger RNA. NCBI's taxonomy places the organism in Eukaryota, Viridiplantae, Streptophyta, Magnoliopsida, Brassicales, Brassicaceae. The record is from the annotation of a GenBank genome assembly.
GAUAGUAAUGGAUCCAGAGACACUACGAGAGAUCAUGUCAAAACACGAACUCUUCCCGAAACCAAAGAUUGGGUCACAUAAUCAUGUUUUCCUCAGUGGUCUUCUUAAUCACGAAGGUCCUAAAUGGUCCAAGCAUCGAAGCAUUCUUAAUCCUGCUUUCCGUAUCGAUAAUUUGAAGAGCAUACUACCAGCAUUCAACUCGAGUUGCAAAGAGAUGUUAGAAGAAUGGGAAAGAUUAGCUUCAGCAAAAGGAACAGUGGAACUUGAUUCAUGGACUCACUGUCAUGACUUAACCAGAAACAUGCUUGCUCGUGCUUCUUUUGGUGAUUCCUACAAAGAUGGUAUCAAGAUCUUCGAAAUCCAACAAGAACAGAUCGAUCUUGGUCUCCUUGCUAUUCGAGCCGUCUACAUUCCUGGAUCAAAAUUCUUGCCAACAAAGUUCAACAGGAGGUUGAGAGAAACCGAAAGGGACAUGAGGGCUAUGUUUAAAGCUAUGAUUGAGACUAAAGAGGAGGAGAUAAAAAGAGGAAGAGGUACCGACAAAAACAGCGACUUGUUGUUCUCGAUGUUGGCUUCGAAUACAAAAACCAUCAAAGAACAAGGACCAGAUUCAGGGCUGAGUCUUGAUGACCUGAUAGAUGACUGUAAGGCUUUCUAUCUAGCUGGUCAAAAUGUCACUUCUUCAUUGUUUGUUUGGACACUUGUUGCUCUAAGCCAACAUCAAGAUUGGCAAAACAAAGCGAGAGACGAGGUUUCUCAGGCCUUCGGUAACAACGAGCCAGAUUUCGAAGGGUUAAGCCACCUGAAAGUCGUAACAAUGAUCCUCCAUGAAGUUCUAAGGCUCUAUUCACCAGCUUACUUCACAUGUCGGAUAACUAAACAAAUAGUGAAGCUAGAGAGAUUCUCUUUACCCGAAGGAGUUGUGGUCACAAUACCAAUGCUCUUGGUGCACCAUGAUCCUGACCUUUGGGGAGACGAUGUGAAACAGUUUAAGCCCGAGAGAUUCGUUAAUGGUGUGGCGGGUGCAACCAAAGGAAGACUCUCAUUCUUGCCAUUUAGCUCGGGCCCUCGGACUUGUAUCGGUCAGAACUUUUCGAUGUUGCAAGCUAAACUCUUCUUGGCAAUGGUACUUCAAAGGUUCAGUGUAGAGCUCUCUCCAUCGUAUACUCAUGCUCCUUUCCCAGCUGCAACUACAUUUCCACAACAUGGAGCUCAUUUGAUCAUCCGAAAAGUUUAGGAGGUAGAAGAAGAAGAACAAAUGUAAAGGUCCUUCCUUUCUUUUUUGUUCAUCAACAAAACAGAACCUUGAAGGUGUGUAGUGGUAAAUGCAGUUUGAAUCCUGUCAAGAAAUCUUAUUUGGGUGUUUUUGUAUAUAAGAAACUGAUUCAAAUCUAUAAAUUUCAUAAGAUUUC